AUGACACAUCGUCUUGUUCUCCCAUUACCUCAUGCCUUUUCUUCUCCUACUACCACUACUACUAGCAACAACAAUAGUGGUAAGAAGAAUGAGAAUAGCGGCAAUAGCAGCCCUCUGACUGGAGAAUAUACCACUUUUACACAUGAAAACUCCUGCGUAGAAGGACUCCAUCCACAACUCCAGGCUUACAUUCAGCGAUUGGGCAGUUUUCUCCGCAAAACACGUCUUAUUCAAUACCAUCCGGAUAACUUUUUUCACUUUCUCCUCAAUAAAGAUACAAACGCCAAUGGAGAGCGUAUACCACUUCUCCAUCUUGAUGGCACUGUAGUUCAGGAUGAAGAAGUAGAAUACAUGCGGGAUCUCUGCAAUGCCCUCGCUGAACUGAUACCGAAUGAAGAUGCACUUAUGGAUCAAUUACAUCUUCUUAUUCGUAAUGGUCCACCAGCGGGGGCGGCAUCAUGUUUACAAUCCUUCUUUAAAGAAACCAAAGCUCUACAGUUAAACCGCCGACCUCGGCCAAAGAAUGAUAGUGCCAGUGAAACUUUACGUGUGGAAGAAGACGGACCACCGCCGUCUGUUGAUGUGAUGGAAGAACAACGACGACGACGAGUGAUGGAUGCGGUGCGUUGUCACGGCAUGGGGCCGAAGAAACAACACGAAGUAACAGUGAUGCGAGAGACGAUGUUGGAUCUUGUGAAUUGUUGUAAUGGCGGUGAUUCAUCUCUGGAGCCGGUGAAUACCGUUUUGAAUAUUGGCGAGGGUAAAGGAUACGUCUCUCGUGCCUUGGCCCUCUCUGAUGGUCUGCAGGUGAUUGGACUGGACUGCAAUCCAUCGCAUAAGGAACGGGCCGCGGAGCGUGUGGAGUUUCUCUUGCAUGGUCGACUUUCACUCGAUGGUGUGCAGAGUGAAGGGCGGGGACGUGAUAUUCUCAACUUGAUGUAUGAACCGCGUGGACACAUGGCGAGUAUUGCCUGUCGUGUUAAUUGUGGAAAUAUGAACUGGGCGGAUAUAUUGCGGGGUCAUGUGCGUAUAUGUGAUUCCACAUCUCUAUCUACAUCUACAUUGGAUGUGAGGGCUGUAGUUUCUCCUAUGCAAGUAGGUGAAGUACAAAAGGAGGCGGGGAUGAAGUUACAAUGUCUUGUCUGUCAACAUAUUAUACGGCGAGAUGCGACGGCUGUGAUGAUGCGGCACACACUGCGACACCUGCACGCUAAUGAGACUCUUCACACAGCCGGACUUCCAUUAAAGGAAGUUGUGGAUGAGUGGAACUGUAAACUCUCUGUAGAGGCCUUCACAGAGUGUAUAAUGACAACAUUCUUUACGGAUAAAGUGGUAUAUGAACAGGAGACGGGUAUGGAUACGUUUAAAAUAACGAAACGACUGCGUGGCCAGAGAGAUGGAACCAUUUCCUCCGCCAAUGGCAAUGAUGAUGAGGAUGAUCAAGGAGAAAAAGAAGAAAAAGAACGUACACAUAAUAAUAAUAAUAAUAAUAAUAAUAAUAAUAAUAAUAAUAAUAAUAAUAAUAAUGAGGUUGUAUGUAGUAAAAUAGGUGAAAUACUCACAAAAUAUGAAAUGUUCACCAGUACCAGACUUCCUCGGGGAAUACGAGCAGAGGUGCUUAUUCCUCUUCGACAAGAUACAGAAAAACAGGAUGACAAUGAGGAGAAUAUGUUAGUAAAAGAGAAUGAGAAGAAUAUAACUGAUAUAAAUUACGUAUAUAUUAAAACGUGCCUUACCGUUAUUGGUUAUGAUUGUGCCCCUAAUCGUCACUUUGUUAUCCUAGAUGAUGGAAGACAUAAAGAAGCCUUUACACUACUCCAACACCGAGAUGAUGGUAUAUCACUGGAAGAAAAAAGUAUAGAAGAUCUCAACAUUCCACCUGCAGAGUUAGCAUGGAUGUUAAAGUUGGCUAUACUUCUACGCGUUAUUCCUCCAUUAGCGGUGAAGAUGCCUAUUGUACAUGUGCCAGAUCUCCGCAAUACUGUUAUGAUGGGAUUACACCCAUGUGGAGAUCUUGGCUCUAGUGUAUGUCAAUUGUUUACAUCUAGUCAAUCUCGUGGACUCUUACUUGUUAGUUGUUGUUGGCAUGCCCUCACGAAUAGUGGAUUUCCAUUGAGUUAUGAACUUUCAAAGUCCGGUUGGUGUACAGAACAGAUUUCUUUAUUACUCGCUACUCAACCACUUGAUAUGUGGGCGACGAUCUCUGCAAGUGGACACCGGAGUUCGGCUCGUUUACUUUUUUACCGUAGUCUUUUAAAACUCCUAUGGUAUCGUAUUCGCUAUGAAUGGCAGAAAAUAAGAAUGGAAAAGAAGAAGUAUUGCUGUUCUUUUGUAGAAGUGCCACACUUGGAGCCGGCCUUUCUGCGGCGAAUGGCGAAGAUAAAAGAUACCAUGACUCUGCAGACAUUAUAUACAGAAGUUUGUCAGGAGUAUCUUUCAGCAGAUAUAGGGAAGGAGAAGCAUAGCCCAAUAGAAGAAGAGAAAUCUCAACAAAACGAAGAAAAAGAAAAAGAAAAAGAAAAAAAGAUAGAUGUAUGUCCUUUCUGUCGUUCAGCACAAGUGGAGUUCCUGAAGAGUGAGUCUAAUAUAGCGUUAGCAGCAGAAAUGGAUAAAGAGUAUAUUUCUACACACUUUACAUCAUUUCUUGGUCUCACACUAUUACGAAUGUGGAUGUGUCAUCUUGUAGAGACACUUCUCUUGUUGGACCGUACAUUAUAUCUCACAGAGUCACUGCAGCGGGAU
Messenger RNA from Trypanosoma theileri, 2742 nucleotides. RefSeq lists its product as uncharacterized. The annotation marks the transcript as partial. Lineage: Eukaryota; Euglenozoa; Kinetoplastea; Trypanosomatida; Trypanosomatidae. The transcript has a single exon. The record is from RefSeq and is a predicted model, not a curated record.